This is a messenger RNA of Limulus polyphemus (Atlantic horseshoe crab), 1638 nucleotides long. Its product is annotated as uveal autoantigen with coiled-coil domains and ankyrin repeats protein-like. The record is from RefSeq and is a predicted model, not a curated record. Bases 40 to 1638 code for a protein of 532 amino acids. The transcript is spliced from 2 exons. NCBI's taxonomy places the organism in Eukaryota, Metazoa, Arthropoda, Merostomata, Xiphosura, Limulidae. Gene Ontology annotation, molecular function: protein binding.
GCGAUCAGAUAUCACUUAUUAGAUCCCGUGGUCGAUUCAAUGGCGACCUUUGGAGGGGUCAACCGAACCCCAGGGCAAUACGCUCUGUUCGAAGCAAUUAAGAACAAGCGUUAUCGGCAGGCUUUGCUAUUGGUUGAGGCCGGAGUCGAUGUAAACAGUCGUAAUGAGCGUGGUCAAACACCGCUGAUUAGCACGUCCAUCUAUGUGGAAGACUGUAAGAACCGUUCUAAGCUGGACAGACUUUUCCUGGACGCAGGAGCUGAUCCCAAUUUUCAAGACUGGCAAGGACUUACUGCCCUCAUGCACGGAUGUAUCAGAGGACAAACAGAUGUAGUUCUUAUACUUUUGGAUAACGUGAAAACAGAUCCAACAAUAAAGGACAUUGAGGGGAACACAGCUUUUAUGUAUGCAGCAGCGAAUGGCCACGCAGAUGUCAUCUCUACAUUUAUCAAUAGUUUUAAAUACAUGAAGAAAGCUUUGGAGUUAGGUACCAAGAAUAAUAACGGGUAUACUGCUCUCCAGUUGGCUAUGGACAACGGUCACGACGCUUGUGUAAAACUGUUAACAAAAGAAGUCGAGUCAUCCUCUAAUGCUUUUGAACUUUCUGCCGGAAAGACAGUGACAGUGACAAGCCUAACGGAAAACGUGCAGAAAGAUGACGGAAACACAUUAAAUGAUCAAACACUCGAAGAGCCUACUAUGACAGUCCAGGAUCUAGAUUCUGUUCCAGAAGGGACGUCUGACACUAACAUGCCCUCGGAACGAGAUGGGGCUACGAGCUCCAAGUCACUAAUCUCGAUAAAAUCAAGUACGGGUAUUCCACAGCCUGAAUCUGUGAGUUCCAGUUAUCCAAUAAGAAAAGAUUCACCGAGAAUAGACCCCUGCUGCACUUUAAAAUCUCCACAAAUGCCUGAGGAGGAAAGGAAGUAUUUAGAACAAACCACAGAAGAGUCCUCAGAACCCCAAAACACAUCUAAUGAUGAAAUAAGUGAAAAUUAUUUGAAACUUGCAAGUGAGUGGGAUAGUGGUAAUCUGGUAGAAGAGGCUAGAAUGUCUGAUAUGGAAAGUGAUGAAAUAUUGAACCUUCCUAAACACGAAAGUGAAGAAUUUGCUGUCUCUAAAUAUAGGCCCAUAACGACAAAAGGCAGUAUGUUGCCUUUCAUUCCUCUUCACAUCACCGAUCUUGACGCUUCUUUUGCUAGUACCAUGAGCGAGCCGUGCGACUGGGAUUUUGGAGUAAGAUCUCGAUCAAAGACGAAAUCUCGCCAACAAAUAGCUAGUCGAAGUCUCUCCGAAGCUCGAGGAUUGUUUGCCAACAACUUGAAUCGUUUAAAGGAAAAGAACUUCAACAGCUCUGACAAACUAUGUGAUGUUUUAUCUAAGGAUUCUCUACCGCUCUCAUCUAAAUGCAACAUGACCAUGUCUUCGGGAGCCAUUUUUCCGGGACUGGGUGGAACAGCGCCAUCAUUUCGCGGAAGUUCGAAAGAAGGAAUUCACUUUCCGCCACUGCGGCCAGAACUGUCAAAUUAUAAGCAGACCUUUAACACUUCGCCCACAACAGCAGAGGUUCCAGCUAGCGAAGAAAGAGAAUCUUUCCGAAAACACAAAACUUUAAGAACAAGCAGGAUAAAAACCUGA